CGAAAUACGUGAUUAAUAUUGUUUCAAAAUGGGUAAUACGGAGAGUAAUGUCACUAGUGGUGUAAAAAAGCAAGCCGGUACAUCGUCACAGAAACUCUACAGAUUCAUUGAUCUCAAAGGCGGUGGUCUCCUCGUGGACAUGAUGAAACGUGCAGUGCAAAAUAAGCAGUAUGCUGAGAUAGACCAUGCUAUCAAGACUAAAGUGGAGCCCUUUCUUUACAACCGAGGCAAGGGCCGGUAUAUACCGAUAUCUCAUUUAGUACUGCUGAGGAACAAGGAAAGACCGCGGCAUAAACUGUUGCCUCCAUUACGAGGUAUGGAAAACCCAGACGAAGAGUUUGACGUCGAAAAGGAUUGGCCCGCGGUCACACAAGAGGAAUACGACGCUAACCCUUCUGCAUAUAGAGAGCUCUGUUGGGACCUAAAGGAGCGUGGUGCAGUGGGAGAAACAAUCCUUCACCUAUGUCUGCUGAACGCAACGUCACUUUUAGCAGAUUUGGCGAAGCGACUGCUGCGGUUUUAUCCGAAACUUAUCAACGAUAUCUAUAUGAGCGACGAAUAUUACGGUGAGAGUGUACUACACAUGACAAUAGUAAACGAGGACCCGACGAUGGUGAAGUUUCUCCUCGACGCUGGGGCAGACUAUCACGAGAGAUGCUUCGGAAACUUCAUGUGUCCUGAGGAUCAGAAGGCAUCUAGGACCGAUUCGUUUGACCACGAAUGGGUUAAUGUUCAGCCGGAUACUAAUUAUAAUGGGUACGUGUAUUGGGGAGAAUACCCGCUAAGUUUUGCUGCAUGUCUUGGCCAGGAGGAAUGUUACAGGCUGAUCUUAGCGAGAGGAGCUGAUCCAAACAAGCAGGACACUAAUGGAAAUACUGUUCUACAUAUGCUGAUCAUUUAUGAUAAAAUGAGCACUUUUGACAUGGCUUACGAAGUGGGAGCAUCUUUAAACAAUAAAAAUGUCCUACAUUUGACACCUCUGACCCUCGCUGCUAAGUUGGCGCGAGUCGAGCUUUUCUUUCACAUCCUCAAUAUCGAAAGGGAGAUAUACUGGCAAAUUGGUGCGACGACUUGCGCGGCGUAUCCUCUGGGCCAAGUGGAUACUAUCGAUACGGAAACUGGGAGGAUAAGCAAGGAUUCGGCAUUGAAUUUGGUAGUUUUUGGUGAGAAAGACGAACAUUUAGAACUAUUAGAAGGGAUGCUGAUCGAUCUUCUAAAGACGAAAUGGAACACGUUCGUAAAGUUUCGUUUCUACCGUCAAUUCAUCUUGUUUUCUUGCUACUUCCUGAUUUCUCUCGUGUGUUUCACCCUACGCCCUGGACCACCUGAUCGGCCGGUUAAUGGUACGGUGGUUAACAGUACUAUGGGACCUUUGACCAAUGAUACUGAAUUGGUGUCUGAAAUUGAAAACAAUUGCACUAUACCAAAAACUGGCGUGGAAUUCGACCCAGGAGACGUUGAGGUUUUUAACAGUACAAAGCCAGGAGGCGUCCAAUGCGGCAGUUUCAAAAGUCAUCCGAAAGAGAAAGAAAAACCUAGUACUGAAGCUCCCAGGGAAAAUGACAUGGAAGGUUGGUGGGAAGAUCUAACUGAGGAUUGCAGAUUGAUGAACUUUGAUUCAUGGCAAGCUAAGGUGCGAAUAAGCGCAGAGCUGAUGCUAUGGGUUGGCGCAUUGGCAUAUAUCGGGGCAGCGUUACGCGAAGCAAGAUUUCUGGGGCUCAAAAUGUUUUUUGAGAACUUGAGUACUGUUCCAUCGAGAGUGAUGUUCCUAUUCUCUUGCUUGCUGAUGGUGGCGUUGCCGACGCUCCGUCUGUGGUGCGCCGACGAAGAGGAAGACCACCUCGCAGUUAUUAUUAUGCUAACGACUGCGCCAUACUUUUUGUUUUUCUGUCGUGGAUUUAAAACUGUUGGACCAUUCGUUGUGAUGAUAUACAGAAUGGUAAUGGGUGAUCUUCUUCGGUUUGUUUGCAUUUAUCUCGUGUUUGUUAUGGGAUUUUCACAAGCCUAUUACGUAAUAUUUCUAUCAUUCGACAACCCAAACACACCAGAAGGCGUGGAUGAUUCGGUAUCCAAUCCUAUGCCUUCGCCGAUGGAGAGCAUAAUGGCCAUGUUCCUCAUGUCACUGACGUCAUUUUCUGAUUACUUUGGAGCGUUCGAGAGAACUGAUCAUGAAAUAGCAGCUAAGCUUUUAUUCGUAAUAUACAUGAUAAUAGUAGCAAUCCUACUCGUUAACAUGUUGAUCGCUAUGAUGGGUAACACUUACCAGAAGAUUGCCGAAACUCGAAACGAGUGGCAGAGGCAAUGGGCUAGAAUAGUACUAGUGGUAGAGAGGGGUGUACCGCCCGCUCAGAGGCUGAAGCAGUUGUUGGCUUAUAGUCAACCGAUGGCCAGUGGGAAGAGAGCUCUAGUCUUGAGAAUUAACCAAAAGGAUGAAGACAAGGAAGAAAUGAAGGAAAUCCUGGAAAUGAAGCGAACUCACGAGCGCAUAGUCGCUAAGAGGAAGCAGCGAGACGAGGAAUUGAAGGGGAUGAAGGGGAAACUGCCUCCACCACCUGUUAGGGAUUACCCUACCAAGAAAAAUCCGAAUGCUGUUAAAAAGCCAAGCAAAUUGAUUAUGUAGAACUGAUAAAGUGACAUAUUUAA
Messenger RNA from Maniola jurtina (meadow brown), 2643 nucleotides. RefSeq names its product transient receptor potential cation channel subfamily V member 5 (gene nan). Gene Ontology annotation, biological process: calcium ion import across plasma membrane. Lineage: Eukaryota; Metazoa; Arthropoda; Insecta; Lepidoptera; Nymphalidae. Gene Ontology annotation, cellular component: membrane. The transcript is spliced from 16 exons. The coding region runs from base 29 to 2620 and encodes 863 amino acids. Gene Ontology annotation, molecular function: protein binding; calcium channel activity. The record is from RefSeq and is a predicted model, not a curated record.